UUGUGACCAGUCAAUUUCCCUAAGAAAUUACAACAAUAUUUUCACUUAACCAAAGAAAAACGGUUUUCAGAAACUUCAUCAAAGCACGUGAUUUCAUCACCGUGUAUCACAUUCCUAUGAACCAGAAACUAUCAGCAAACAGGAACACACCUCUCCAUCGGUCUCUUUACCAUUCCGCCGCCGCCGUCGCGCCGUAACCACCAUUAACGUAUAACCAACCCAAGAAAACUUCAAAUCAGGAUCCAUAUCUAACAUUGCUGUAUACACAAGACAAUUCCCCACAUGGAGGAACAAACAUUCCACUCAGAAGAACCCCAUCCCCAAUUUAAACCGGAAUCCUCAUCGCCACAAUCUUCCGUUCAAUCCCAACCGCCGCAACCACGACCACCAACAGAGGAGUUUUCUUCUACUUCUGAUAUUUCCCAUAUUGUUACUUCCAACCCUUCCAAAAUCCCCAUUCGUCCACAGAAAAUCCGAAAACUCUCGCCGUCCACCGCAACGGAAGAAAUUCACCCUCAAACAACGAUCGCAGAAGCCGACGCAUCCAAAGCCAUUGUCCUUUCGGCCACCACAACCCCUGUCGCAACAAAAAACCGUCGUCGAAACCCAUCGCGAUCAGCGAUAGAUUUACAAAAAGUGAUAAAACCCUUAUCUGCACAGGGCGAGAUCACCGCCGCUCUCCGCCAUCUCAGAUCCGCUGACCCUCUCCUAGCUAAUUUAAUCGACAAUCACCCUCCGCCGGCGUUCGACUCACAUCAACCACCGUUUUUAGCCCUAACCAAAAGCAUUCUCUAUCAACAACUAGCGUACAAGGCAGGAACAUCGAUAUACACUCGCUUCGUCAACCUCUGCGGCGGCGAAGACAGCGUCGUCCCGGAAACUGUCCUUUCCCUCACUCACCAGCAACUUAAGCAAAUUGGGGUUUCUGGGCGUAAGGCAAGUUACCUCUACGACCUAGCUAAUAAGUACAACAACGGGAUUCUCUCUGACGAAUCAGUUGUAAAAAUGGACGAUAGGUCUCUUUUUACAAUGCUUUCAAUGGUGAAAGGAAUCGGGUCAUGGUCUGUUCACAUGUUCAUGAUAUUCUCGCUACAUAGACCUGAUGUUUUGCCUGUUAGCGAUUUGGGAGUUAGGAAAGGAGUACAACUGUUGUAUAUGUUGGAUGAGUUGCCUAGGCCAUCGCAAAUGGAGCAGCUCUGUGAAAAAUGGCGACCUUACAGAUCAGUUGGUGCCUGGUAUAUGUGGCGGUUUGUUGAAGGUAAGGGCACUCCGGCUGUUGCUGCUUUAGUGAAUAUCGGGCAGGGGCAGCAACAAUUAGGGCAGUCUGAACAGGUACAACAACAGCAACAACUCCAGUUGCAGCUUUUGGAACCCAUCAAUAGCAUUGGAAAUCUCGGGGCUUGCAUUUGGGGGCAAUGAUUGAAGAAGUUAUGAAGAUCAUUGACUCAUUGUGAAAUUGAUUAUUGCACUGUGAUUCGGUAUUGUAAAUGGAUUUUUCUCAUAAUAACAAUAUGAUUUUCC
Lactuca saligna is the source of this 1521-nucleotide messenger RNA. Lineage: Eukaryota; Viridiplantae; Streptophyta; Magnoliopsida; Asterales; Asteraceae. The record is from the annotation of a GenBank genome assembly.